This is a messenger RNA of Uranotaenia lowii, 1366 nucleotides long. RefSeq names its product protein brunelleschi-like. NCBI's taxonomy places the organism in Eukaryota, Metazoa, Arthropoda, Insecta, Diptera, Culicidae. The record is from RefSeq and is a predicted model, not a curated record. The transcript has 2 exons. The coding region runs from base 287 to 1054 and encodes 255 amino acids. Gene Ontology annotation, cellular component: trans-Golgi network.
GCAAGUAUCGUAGCGCAGGUAGUAUCGAAACAGAAGCUGCUCUGAAAGCAGCCAGAAUCUGUAUUGAACAGGGAAAAAACUUGGACGUAGCAAUGUUCCUUCAAAACGUACUUUACAUUAACCUCAACAUGAUCGAACAACAGCGGGUUCGCGGUUUGAAGUACUCACAGAUCUGUACCAGAAAAUAGGCUACAACAGAAAAGCCGCAUUCUGCCAACGACUUGCUGCCUGGCGACACGUUGCCGUUAGUAACACCAACCCUGACUGGGGCCAAAGUUAUCGACUCAUGCUGGAAAGUUUCCCAGGGCACAAGCUCGUUCUUGAACCACAACAGGUACUCGAGAGCAACAUCGGCUGGCCGGUUUUACAGAUCGAUCUUCUCCAACAGCUAAUGGGAACGGCCAGGCGGCUGGGACAAUCGGCGUUAGCUACACGGCACAUGACAUUCCUGCUGCAAACGAUGUGGCAACAUUUGAACGCACACGAUCAAAAAGAAAUGGCACUACAGCUCCAAAAUCUCAGCUCGCAGUGCGAGGGUGCACCGGUUCCGUUGGUAUUGGAAAAUGGAACCAUCAUACCGCCCGCGAAUCUGACAGAUCUACCCUUGUGCAGUCAACUGUUGGUAAAAGAUUUGCCGUCGCACAUGAAACCGCUCAAGAUUGUUGUUGCCAAAGCCGAUAGUGGACCGUUCCUUUUCACGCCAAUCCACUUCAGUUCGAUGGAUCGCCGCCAGCCGAAGGACGAUAGUAAAAUAUCGUUCAACUGGAUUCAGCACGAUGUGUGCGAGGAGAACUUGAAACUGACCAACCCGCUGCCCUUCGAGCUUCAGGUAACUGACAUCCGGUUACUAACAACAGGGGUAUUUUUCGAGGCAUUCCCCCAAACGGUGAUGCUGCAGCCAAAUGUCUUGACAACAGUGGCCCUGCACGGAACACCUAUCGAAUCAGGAGAGCUUGAUAUUCAAGGCUACAGCACCCACACGUUAGGAGUCAAAUCGAACUGUCGCUUGAAACACAUGUUACACCGAAAUGAAUUAGUAAUUAGUCCUCAAUGAAUUUCGAUAUCAGGCGGGCGAAGGCUAGAGAUUUACCAAGAAUAGAAAUGCCGCCAAAUAUUAUUUUUAUAGGUGUAGGGGGAACUCGUCUAUGGCCGGACACCGCCUAUGACCGGACAACAUAGAUUUUUCGAAAAAACAGUAUCCUAAUAAUGUUUUAACAUCAUGAAAAUAAAGUAAAUAGUAGCCUGAUAUGGUGUUAUAAAUAUGGUAAUUCCAUCUGAAAAGGAAAACCAAUGAGAGGCAUCUGAAGCUUUUGCCUAGUAGUACGGAGAGGAUCGCCUGAACUUUGAAUUUGUAUUGUGGUCAGUU